AUUAUUUAUUUUGAGCUGUUGGCUGCCGUGUAAACAAGUGAAGCGUGCAAGCACAAAGUAAACAUACUUUGCAUGAGUGACGGGUAUUUGUAAAUAUUGCUGAUUUCGACAUUUCUAUUACGGUUUUGUUCGUCCUGUCGUUGUACUGUAAUGUCAGGCAGGGAUGGUUAGCCUUACCAGAAGUUUUAACACAUCGACUAGCGGAGGAAUAUUUUUUAAUGACAACUCAGUGUCAGAAGAUGACGCUCAGCUGCUGCAGCCAGCUGCCGGUUCUAAUAGGCGCGACAACUUCGCACCCCUAAACACAAUUCUGCUCUCUGCGUUUCACCUGUCCGUUGCGGUGGGCGUGUUUUUGGUGUCAGUGGUGCUUAGUGCAGUGAAUGAUGCCAGCAAUCGGCAGUGCUUGUCAUAUUUCAUUGUGCUGUAUUUGCAUGCACUGUUUUGGUGUAUAUCAUGGAUUUUGCAUCACUUACUUAAAAAGAAACACGAUAGCCUAAAAAUCUAUGGCUACCUUGAUUUUUAUAAGGAAACAGAAGAUCAAUUCAGACUUCCUCAUCAUGUGGUUUCUGCAUGGAGUGUGCUGCUGCUCGUCGUUGAUUCACUGCUUCAUCAACUGUAUCCAGACAUGGCAGCUCACUGUGAAUCAGGAGGACUUGUCCGACCCAUUGUAUACCUCGUUAUACUCUUAUCACUGGAGACCAUUGUACUGGUUAUCUGCAUUGGCAGUUACAUAAGAAAGGUGUACAACUUUAACAAGAAAUGUCCUCUACCUGAUGCGCAACGUGAUGAAUGGCUGUUACAAAGAGAAACAGAAGGACAACGUAGUGCUUCAGAGGUUGGUUACAGGAUACACAGUGAUCAUCUGCAAGAUCUUCUAGAACGCCAGGCAGACGUAAUAACACAUCUUCGUGAGCACAAUGCUCGCUUGAGCCGCAAAGUGAUGGCUCUUUCUUCACGAGCAAAUACCAGUCAUGAUUAGUUACUCUCAUUUUUUCUCCUAUUUUUUAAACUGUAAAAUAUUAGCUUAGAAUUUUGUAUGACCAAAGUAUAUUUUAGUAGAGAAAUCUGUAUGACUGUUUACAUUGACUGACUUAAAUAUUUAUGACUUAUGUGUUUGGUUUUAGAUUUUUGUAAAUACAAGAAAGAAAUUUAUUAUCAGAUAUUAACUUUGGGAAAUGAUGAUGUUCCUAUUUUAUAGUUAGACACUUUGAACACAUCAAAUGUGUAAAUAAUAAAUGACAGAAAUUUUGUAAUAAUAAAUAUUUUAUGGUAAGAAAUUUUGGGUAUGAAGAAUUUGCCUUCAUUGUUCCACUAGUGAAGGAAUUAUUGCAAGCUUGCAACUGCAUGGCUGCUACAUUUUGUUAGGUUACAUGUCAACCAAGCAGCUUCUUUAUGUUUUCAUAUAUAUUUUAUUAACAUAUAACAUAAUAGCAUUAAUAACCAGAAGAUAUUUAAGUAUCAUAACAUUUAGUCUGUUCUACACACAUAUCAGAUCAAAACCCCAUCUGCCAGAAAAUAUGAAACUGAGAUUCUUACUGCUGAGCACUCUUUUCAAGAGACAAGUGGCUUGACAUAUUUAUGUCAGCAUUGCCCACAGAUUGAUUUAGUUACCUUCUAUAUUCAAAAUAGUCCCCUAAUCUGUUGACAGCAAAACAUUUUGAAUAUUGGAAAAACUUUUUGACUUUAAAACCCCACUGAAGAUCUAUGUCGGAACAGUCAGUAGAUAGGUAAUUUUAUUUUCUUCUGUUCAGCUUGUUUGUGACUUAAGCAUUAUAGAGUAAUGGGCUAGUGCAUUUUAUAUGUUUUAACUGGAUUUAUUCGUGGAUACAAUUGUGUGUGUUAGUGAGACUUCAAUAUUUGUCACAUGGAAAGUUUUUGUGGCCAACAAAUAUGUCUUGGAAAGCAAGACAUUUCAAACAUGGAAAACUAUCUUCAAAUUAACAGAUGACACAUGUUUAAAUGUAUAAUGGGACUUUAGUGUAUUUUCUCUUUCAGCUUUAAUGUCUCUUCUCUUUUUUUAUUAUAGGCUACCUCCUCCAUUUCUGUGUUGCUUUUUACAAAUUUGAUAAUAAUUCCAUCAAUUUCUCACUAUCUUCUCUGCAUACAUAUUUUCUUCUUAUUUGUUCUUUCCAUCUAUUGCUAGAUUGUCUCUUGUUCCAAAUUGAGUGAUUUCACUUUCUAAUGUUGCCAGAAGUCGAUACCUGGAGUAAUUCGUUAAAUUGAGACCCUUUUAAGAGUUAUAAUCAAAUCUCUUGCUCUCUUGUGAAGUCCAAAGUCAAGUCUUGUUCAACAUUGUCAGUAAAUGUAGUGGAAAAAAAUAACUUUUCCAGCAAGGUCUUCUUGAGCUCUGUUUCACUACAUCAUUCAUCUCAUUCAGCAAUCUUCCGAUAAGAGAUCAUCUUAAUUAAGUUGCACCUACUGUUUAUGUGAGUGUCUUAUGCUAUUGGUUAGGGAUUUUCAAGCAAGUUUGGCUUAAUUGGAGUACUCACUUCAUACCUGUUUGCUAACACCUGACAGUGAAUGGAAAAAUAGUAACUACCAUGCAUUAUUUCUUCACAAAAAUAAAGCAAUAAGUUCUUUGAGAUAAAUACAUUUUUAAAGAAAGAUAAUGAGCAAUUGUGGGAAAGGAAUUUCUUGCAUUCAUUUGGUUUUGGAUUACUUGCUGACUGGAAACCAGUGCUUUGUCUCAGAUCAACAGUUUUAUCACUACACUUGGAGUGCACAAUAUACAGUACCCUAUGAUAGUUUAAUUUAAAGGAUUAUUGGAAGGGCCAGAAUGAGAAGUAAAGGUAGGCUAAAAAAGAAAGUGGCAAUCAGAUAAUUAAUACAAUAAAGGGUAGGAAAGAAGAGGUACAAACAGAUAGUAUGGCUGGCCACUACUUACCUGGAAGAGGUGAAGUUCUAGUACUGCCAGUAGACUCAUUAGAAGUAAGUGGAAUUCUGCCUCUUGAAGGUAAGUACUGCCCAGCCAUAAUGUCUCCUCAUAAUUUCGUAGUUUUCUUGAGUUGAUCCUCAUUUUGAUAUAUACUGCAUAGAACGAAAGAAAAAGAAGAAAAUGCCAUGUUGAUCCCCCUUAGUAUGGAUUUUAAGUGACCUGUCCUCUUGUCUGAUCUUACCAAGUGAUUCCUCUUUUUUCCCUAAAAAAAGUAACUUGUUGUUCUGACAAUUAGGAGUGCUAUUAUGAGUUUUUAUUACUUUGUGUCAGCAACAUUAGGUGUUGUGCUUUCUUGAGGUAAGUUCUGGCCAUCCUUUCUGUCUCUACGUGGUUUUAAGAAUACACUAUGCUCAUGAUUCAUCACGCACAUUGUAGUGUUGAAAGAGGGAAUUGUGCUCCUGUGUUAAUAAUAAAGAAUGCAAGUUUGGCACUGGAGCAACAACAAUCACCACUAAUGUAGGUUUCCAUGGCCAUAGACCAUUAUUAUGUCUGUUUUUUGUGUCCAGUGUCACAUUUUAUAAAGUAACUGUCACAAAACACAAAAUGAAUAAAAUUAACAUUUCAGCAAGCCUCUUUAAGAUUAUAGCUGAAACCUUUAGAUACAGUAUUUUUUUUUUUUAAUUUAGUGACUGUUAUUUUACAAAAUAAUGCUCCUCUGCACCACUAUAUUUGUGUUAAUAGUCACCAUAUUUUAGUUCCUUGUCCGCUGCUCAUCAUUUCAUCUAUUGUGAACUGUACCCUGUUCAUAUAUAACUUUUUUUACUUCACAGACCAGGUUCUUCGUAACAAAGGACAUGAAUAUAGUGACUGACAGUCACACUCUAGAAGUAGUACUAGUCUUCUGUGCUCAGUACCAUACAAUUUUGUCAUAUUCAGUAUUUCAUCUAUUAUAUUCAUAGUAAUUACAACUAUACGUGUGAUGAUCAUAGUAAAAAUUAUAACAUACAUAGUGAACAAAUCCAGUUUCCUACCCCAUCCUUGUCCAGUUCAAGCUUGUUUGCUGUCUGUAACAACUGUGUCAUAAAUCUUGUCUUACUCACUGUUCAGUCUCUUUGGGUGCUUCAGAUGAAAGCACUGUCACUUCACAUUUAUCUUUUGUUGCUGGCUUACUGUGUCGUACAUGUCAUUUGAUUUUACUUUUAAUGCCCUCUCUUCUUCUUCUUCCAUCACAUAACAUAUUAGCUGAUGGAGAUCUCCUUGAGCAAUUAAACAUAUACUCUGCAAUUUUCUUAAAAGUAUGCUUGAUUGCUUUUGAGCUUAGCAAUUGGUUUGGUGCUUCAUAUUGUUGUGAAUGUGAAUGUGAAUGUAAAGAUUUGCCUGUAUAUUGCUCAUAAACUCAGAACCAAAUGGCUCAUUAAGGGGACUAGAUAUGAUCAUAUCUAAAAUUGUCCCUUCUUGAGAUUAUUGUGAUUUUCUGUGGGUGCUAUCUGAAGCCAUAUUAAUGCCAUCCAGUAUCUUGUAAAAUUAAUUUCUUCCAUUUAAUGUACUUUUAUUGCAGAGCAUAUUGGAAGUCGUGUACUUUUGGGAUACUUUAUUUUAAAAACAAUAUUAUUUCCAAGAUGGACAGAUUUGUAAACAAAGACUUACUGCCAAAGAUCAUGUUGGUGCAAAAAACAAAUACCUUAAUCGUACUUAGCACACCAUUACAACUGUUUCAAUCUAUUAAAAACUUUCGUCAUGACUUUUGUAAUUCCCUAAAACUUUUCAUAAGCAAAUGAUUUUUGUGCAUUAGGUACUUAUCAUAGAAAUCAUUAUGCACUAUUAAUUGUUGGAAGUUUAUAUAUUUGAUCUGUUAGAGAUAUGGAAUUAUCAUGAUGAUGAUGAUGAUAGGAACACACAAUUUUGUUAAUUAAUCUUAGUCAUUUUUUGCUGUCAUUUUUGCAAUAUACAGAAGCUCCAAUGAAAAGUAACAUUUCUUCAUUGGAUAUUCUUGUCAGUGUCAUUACAUCUUCUCAGCAUUCUAUUUUCUGGAUCACAUCCUCCCUGUGAGAGAUUUAAUGAGUGUAAUUGGACCCAAGAAAAAGCCUGUUUGUGCCUUUUGUUGGCCACUGAAUUAUAAUUUUUUUUCUGCCUCUGAUCUUUGUAUGAUAUUUGACUGUGCAACUGAACAUCGUUUUGACCUACUUUAGCAGAGAGCUGUUGAGCAAGGUGCAAGUAAAGGAAAACUGGUGAAUUAUUUCACAAAGGUUUGCUUCACUAUUUCCUUCAAGUAACAUGCAUGGCUUCCAUUUUAAAGAACCUGAUACUUUGAAGUAAAUUCAGAAUUAUACCAAUAGUGAGUAGGCACAAUGUAAUCAGCUGGGACAAUGUAGGAGUCUAGUUGCAUUUCAGUGUAUGUAUGUAUAUUCUGUUAGCUCUGAAAAGGAUUUAUCAUGAAGCUUAGCAACAUAAUCAGUUUUCCUUAUGUGCCUGUUGACAUCUCAACACCUCAAGUAUAAGUUGUUUAACCCAUUCCAUUAUUGAUAUUCCACCAAGUACAUGGUGAUGUGCUAUGAAACUGAAAGAUGUGUUUCCCAGCUGGUUAUCCAUUUAUACUUCAAAGAAAGUAUAUGUCACAUGUAAACCGGUUAAAUACUGCUGUCAUAACUGGUGGUCAUAAGUUGAUUAAGUUGUCUCAGAUUCUGGGCAUAUGAAAUCUUUUAACAAUUAUCUCGUAACAGAUUUCUAGAAAUGAUGUGCAGAAUUGACAGUUGUUGAAAUGUUGUGAGUAAUGGAGCUUAAAAUCAUACUAUGUUACUGGUAUGUUAGAUAUUUUAAAUACGGUGUGGGCUGCUAACUGAAGUAUGAUAGCAAUGUAAAAGCAGUCAAUGUAAUUUGAUUUCUGUUGAUUCAGCUACUUCCCUCAGUUAUCUUGCUCUAGUCUGUUUGUAAAACAAUGUUAUUGGCAUAAUUAAUUCACAUUUGUUUAAUUCAUGUAUGCAGCCCUAUAACUCAAGUAGUUUACAUUGAAAUUGCAUGCUAUUAAACUUAAAUGUUCUCAUUAUUUUUUAAUUUUAUUUAAUUCUCCAUAAUAAUCUUUGUGUAAUGUUUGUUGUAACCUUUUAUAUUCGCAUCAGAGUUUCAUAGGAUAACAAUUAUUUUCAUUUUACUGUGUGAUGCCAUUUCUUGUUUAGUUCUGGGGAUGUGACUUUUUUGUGAUGUGCUUGUCUUUUGUAACCACUCAUUGUUAAAGGACCAAAUACAAAAGAGAAGUAAUGUUUUUUUACAAAAUUUGUGUUUGGCUAGGCAUACACACAUUAUACAACUUCCUCAAAAACUAAAAUUGUGUAGAUAGUUUUAAAAAAUUCAAUUGUAAACUGAUAAAAUAAAAUAAAAUAAGUACCGUAAUCAUCAUUUGUUUAUCUGAGUUGACCUUUCAUAUCUGAGUAGUGCUUGUCUCUCUAUUAUUGUACUUUUUUGUUUAAAUAUGGUCAUACAAAGGAGGACAUCUAUCAUUAUAAAUAUUCUGUAGUUGAUUGCUUUCAUAAAUAUAAUAUCCAAGACUUAUUUACUCACAAGACAAUUUGCAAAAUUACUACUAUUACCAAUGUGUGCUUUUAAACAUAAAUUUAAGCAGACUUUCACAGCCUUUGAUAUGCUGAUAAAGUUGAAAAUGUAUAAAAGUUAUGCAUCCAAAAAAUUUAACAUGUGGAAAAAUGUAAGCCGCUAAAACCUGUUAACUCAUAAGAACAGUGUUUUUCAGCCGCAACCUUGUGUAACACUAAUAAUUUUCUUUGUAUGUUGUAGGAAUUUUGUUCUUAACUUUAUUCCUCUUGGUAUAUCUAUGAACAUUAAAACUUCUAUUUUUAUGUUUAUAUGAGAAUCAAAUUUUGGUAUGUACAUUUUCUCUUGUAUUUCUGAUAACCCAACAUAAUUUCCAUUCUUUGUUUUGUGUAUUGUUAUGAGAACUGUUUGGUUAACAUAGAGUAUCAGUCUGCAUUCGUUAUUUUGUUUAUUAUUGUGUAGCUCUUUUUACCUGUCAGGUUUGACACUGGAAUCUCAGUUCUCUUAUAGAUGUAUUUUUCUAUGGCUCUUUGUAAAAUGCAAAUAUUUUUAAUUUUUGUAAGUGGAAUUUGUAUAUUAAAUGCUACCUAAUCAUGGCUGUGACUAAA
Messenger RNA from Schistocerca gregaria, 7026 nucleotides. RefSeq names its product transmembrane protein 192. The record is from RefSeq and is a predicted model, not a curated record. Gene Ontology annotation, cellular component: lysosomal membrane; late endosome. Bases 164 to 979 code for a protein of 271 amino acids. The transcript is spliced from 7 exons. NCBI's taxonomy places the organism in Eukaryota, Metazoa, Arthropoda, Insecta, Orthoptera, Acrididae.